AUGUUCUCCAUAUUCAACAUCUGGGGCACGUUCAUCAAUGUGCUCUUCUAUCUCAGCCUCAUCGUCAGCCUGGCGGGGCUGGCAGGCAACGCCCUGCUGCUCUGGCACCUCGGCUUGCACAUCAAGAAGGGCCCCUUCAACAUCUACCUGCUGCACCUGGCUGCCGCCGACUUCCUCUUCCUCGCCUGCCAGGUGGGCUUCUCUAUCUCUGAGAUCGCCUUGGGCUAUGAGGGCACACUCCACUUCCCGGUCAUCUUCCUAUGGUUUGCGGUGGGGCUCUGGCUGCUGGCUGCCUUCUCUGUGGACUGCUGCCUCAACUACAUGUUCCCCUCCUACUGCAGCCCCAGCUGCCGCCCCCGGUACACCUCAGCUGUGCUCUGCCUUCUGAUCUGGGCAUUGACCAUGCCGGCCGUGCUCCUGCCAGCCAAUGCCUGUGGCCUGCUGUACAAGGGGAUGAGCGUGUUCAUCUGCCUCAGAUAUCACUGGGUCAGCGUCGUGUGGCUAGGGGUGCUGGUGAGCAUGGCCUGUGGGGCCAGCAUGAUUCUCUUGAUCUGCGGGAACUGCUGCUCUUUGCAGCCACCCCCCAAGUUCUGCAAGGUGGCCCAGUGCCUCGGGAUCCUGCUGUUCUUCUGUCACCUGCCCAUGGUUGUCUACUGGAGCCUGCGGCCGGUCAUCGCAUUCCUGCUCCCCUUCUUCUUGCCGUUGGCCACCCUCCUAGCCUGCGUUGACAGCAGCGUAAAGCCCCUCUUGUACUACAUGAAGGGCCGGCAGCUCAGGAAGAAGGAGCCGCUGCGGGUUGUCCUAAACAGGGCUCUAGGAGAGGAGUCCCAGUCAAACCUUGGGGGUUUAUCCCUGCCUAUGAGCCAAGCGUAG
This is a messenger RNA of Arvicola amphibius (Eurasian water vole), 873 nucleotides long. It is a transcript of the gene Mrgprg, whose product is annotated as MAS related GPR family member G. The coding region runs from base 1 to 873 and encodes 290 amino acids. Gene Ontology annotation, biological process: G protein-coupled receptor signaling pathway. Gene Ontology annotation, cellular component: membrane. The record is from RefSeq and is a predicted model, not a curated record. The transcript has a single exon. Lineage: Eukaryota; Metazoa; Chordata; Mammalia; Rodentia; Cricetidae. Gene Ontology annotation, molecular function: G protein-coupled receptor activity.